Liolophura sinensis is the source of this 2821-nucleotide messenger RNA. RefSeq lists its product as uncharacterized. The transcript is spliced from 8 exons. The coding region runs from base 937 to 1929 and encodes 330 amino acids. The record is from RefSeq and is a predicted model, not a curated record. Gene Ontology annotation, molecular function: hydrolase activity. NCBI's taxonomy places the organism in Eukaryota, Metazoa, Mollusca, Polyplacophora, Chitonida, Chitonidae.
AUUCCCCGGCAAGCUCUCUGGACGAGCUUGUUGUGUUCCCAGAGGCCCAGCCAGCGCGUUUUGCGUCGGGGUGAAUCAUAUUCGAUCACACUCAUGCAGACUGGGUUGUAAAAAGCUCAAGCCAGUAUUAAGCCGCCUUUGACCUAUUUCAAUCGAGACGCGGCUUUGUUGAACAUGCUGUCGAGCGGAGGGAGAUUGCCUCUCUCAUACUGCUGUCUCCCAAGAGGUGGCCGACUAACCGUCAUUGUGCACACGCCCCAACAGACCCGACGGUCUGACCGGUUCGAGGUAAAGUGGUAGCCCAGCAGCAGCUGAUGCUCCUUUUUCUGCAGACGUCAUAGUGCAGGCCUUAAACGCGGAAGGCCCGUUUGCCUACAUCGAACCUCUGCUUGUGUGUUUUAUGUGCUAUCAAUCAGUUGUUAUGUAUCAACAGCCCUGGGAUUACACUCCGUCCAGAUCGUGUUGUGAAUUUUAGGAAGUGGGCGUGGCAGGGCGUUCUGGACAACCGGGCCCCUCGCGUCACACUUUUAUUGCGGAUUAAAGCGUAUAUAUGCCGAGGGCACACUGACAUUUCAUGCCAUAGCCAAUUGACCAUGAAGGCUGACUGACUCUAGCCUUGAACUGUCGAGAGUCCUGGGUCUUAUUUUUACAACAAGCUGUAGGUACGUAUUGCCUAUCAGUAGCUGCCUAGACUGGGAAAUAACAUACAGCCUGCACUGACCACUGCACUUGACUUGGGCUGUAAAAACAAGCAUUCGGAGGAAACCUGCUCUGACAGCCGGCAUUGAUUAUCUCUUGACUGACCUGCCACGCUCCCUACCCUGGGCCUCUCAUAAGCUUGGACACUUACCUCGUAUAUGGUAUACCCCACCGGCGCUGCUGUAAGGACCUAUAACCCAGUCACAUGGUAUACAGAGUAAGGCACUAGAAGCAAUCAUGUCCGUGUCAUCUCCAGAAGCUAACGGCAAGGAAUACAAACUGCACAAGGAGACGGAAAGCUUUAUAAGCGCUAUAAAAGACAAUGGUUCAAGCGGACAUGCCAACCAAACUAUCGAGGAUAUCAGAAAUGCUUCUGAGAGACUGGUGGAAAUGUUCGGAGGUGAUGUGUUCUUUGACGGGAAGAUAAAGGAGUUCAGGGUUCCCUCCCUAGCCUGUGAGGGUGGGAUUCCAGUAACAGCCUAUAUACCUAAAGACAGAGGUCCCAAGCCGUCUGUGUUUGUCUUCUUUCACGGGGGAGCGUUCAUCGCCUCUUCACGACAAGCUGCCGAUUCUAUCUGCAAGAUUUUCUCACGAGAAGCCAAAUGUAUAACUGUGUCUGUUGGGUAUCGCCUGGCCCCCGAGCACAAGUUCCCGGCCUGCUAUGACGACGCGGUGAGCGCAGUCAGGUGGGCCGCCAUGAAUAAAGGUCUACUGGGAGCAUCAAAUGACAGCACUGUUGGAGUAGGAGGUCAGAGCGCAGGCGCGAACAUUGCCGCUACUGUAUGUCACGAGCUUCCAGGAAUCAGCUAUCAGAUUUUAGCUUGUCCAAAACUUGACAUGAAGAUGGAUCUGAAGUCCUAUGGCGAGUUUGAAGAUGGGCCAAUCAUAACGCGGCAGUCUCUGGAAAAGUCGAUGUCACUUUUCGUUGAUAACGAGGAAGACAUGUCUAAUGUCCGGUGUAAUCCUCUUCAUCGACCAAAUUUCGAGGGACUUCCGCCAGCACUGAUCAUAGCAGCCGAGUGUGACCCGAUCAGAGAUGAUGCUUAUGAGUACUCGAAGAAAUUAAAAGCUGCCAAAGUGAAAACAACCCUCAUCGUCAGCAAGGGAGCCUGCCAUCUCUUCUUUGGCCUACCAGGUCAUUUCAAGGAAAGCAGUGAGAAGGCACACCUGAGAGUAAUUGACUUCAUCAAGAACCACUCAGGCCGCGCAAACUUGUCGUUGCUAACCUAAGCUUUGGACACGCCAUGUGGUGCUAUGUAGACUGUUAGUGAGGCGAGUCCCAUACUGUGCAGAGGGUCUAACUGCUGAACGAGCUGCACUCUACACUAUACGCCUACUCACAUCUCCAGACGGACUGACGGACGAGGAGUAAACCUAUAUUCCUACUGUUUCUGGAACUAAAAAACACACAGUUUACGUUAACCUAAUGGUAUUCGAGCAAAGAAUUCGAUGUAAUGACGUCAUGCAAAAGACAAUAGUCGUUUAUUAACUUGAGAAAGAACGAUUUACUUGAAACUGAAACAUCUCUUACUCUGUGCAGACUUGACUGUCGUGUAACUUACACCUUAUAUAGCUAUUUUACACCUCUUGUAAACACAACGUAUUACACAAUACGUAGACGCACCAUUCAUCUAGUAGGCACAAUUUACAUUCUCCACAUUGCAACUUACAUGAACAAGAUUUUAUUUAGCAACCUUACUUGUGCCCUGUAUAUUAUGUCAUCCAUGAUGUUAUAACUGUCACAUAUAUCACACUUAAAACUUGACAGGCCAUUCUAAAACCAGAGCUGAGAAACUCGUGGAAAUUUUUUUUUUUAGAAAUUAAGACCAGGAUAUGCAUCGAAAUCGUGACCGGCCCUUCGUGUGUAUAUAUAUGUUAAACAUAUAUUAGCUUAACUGGAAUAAUCGCUUCUGUUCCUCUUAUGAAAGCACAUUCAUUUCAUAAGCAUAACCGUUUCUUAGGCACACUAUACGUGUAUAAAUAUUGCAGACAGACUUCUUUAUAUUCUGGACAGCUGCCCUUUGUAUUCGCAGUAAUUUAUCUUAUAGGUUAAUAUGGAUAGUCCCCCGUGACCCUGAUCACGUGACAUCUGGGCCCAGUUCGAAACUGUAUUAGCUAAGAC